Messenger RNA from Nilaparvata lugens (brown planthopper), 1200 nucleotides. RefSeq names its product cilia- and flagella-associated protein 251-like. The transcript has 3 exons. NCBI's taxonomy places the organism in Eukaryota, Metazoa, Arthropoda, Insecta, Hemiptera, Delphacidae. The record is from RefSeq and is a predicted model, not a curated record. Bases 1 to 1200 code for a protein of 399 amino acids.
AUGGAGAGGAAAAGAAGGACGAAAAAGAGGGAGAAGGCAAAACAGGUGGAAAAAGAGAUUGAGACUCAAGAAAAGUGUGAAUCUGUGGCGAAAACUGAAUCAGCUGACGAACAACUUUCAAAGAAAGAGGAGAAACAGGUAUUGGGAGAAUCAGGGAAAGAAGAGUUGAAAGAAGAUCCUGAUAAAUUGGGAACAACUGCAAGUGCUGAGAAGAAAGCAUCUCCUAAAGAAGAGAAGGGAAAGGAGGAAACAGAAUCAACUAAAAGUGAUGAAAAAGGAAUUGAUGUUAAUGAGAAAGUGGCAUCAUCUGGAGUAGAGAAGAAAGAUGAACCUGUGUCCAAUGAAAACAAAAUUGAAGAAAAAACUGUGGAGGAGCAAAAAAUCGAAAAGUUGAAGAAUACAGGUAUCAAAGAAGAAAUUCAAGAGAAGGGCUUCAAAGGUGAUGAAAAACAGCUAGAAAGUAAAUUGAAGGAAUCUGAUGACACUAAAAAGUCGGUGGAAAGUGGGAAAGAACCCACUGAAAAUAAAGAAAAACUUGGAGAUGAAUCUGCUGAUGUUUGUAAGAAACCGGAAGGAAGUAGCACAAAAACUGAGGAUCCAAAUCAGAAGAAAGAAGACACUGGGAAGAAAGAUGUUGGGGAAGUAAAACAGGAAAGCACACUGACAAAAGAGGAGAUAGCAAAGACCAAAGAGGAAUUGAAUGAGGUGGAAAUCAAGGAAGUAGACUGCAAAGAAAUGAAAAAUACUUCAAAACCAGAGGAAAGUGGAAAAGGAGUUGAAGAAAACACAAGUAGUUCACAAGGAAAUAAAUCACCAGACAAACAGAAGCAGGUGACAGAGUUGGGGAAGUCAAAAAUCGCUGAGAAACCCACACAGUUUGAUACAAACAUUAUCAAAACGUUGGAGAUUGGAGCAAGUCAGCUAGUUGAUGAUACUACUAAAACUGCAAUCAAAUCCAGUGAAGAAACUAGUGGAAAGAACGAAAUAAAAUCUGAGGAAAAGAUUGAACAAACUAAAGAUAAAACAGAUACCAAAGUAACAGAUGAAAAGCAAGGCGAUAUGAAAAGCACUGAAUCAAAAGUUAUGAAUGGUGUUGAAACAAGUAGUCAGAAGGACGAUGGAAAAGAUUCCAAAGGUCAGUUAGAAAAAAAUGUCACAAAUGGUGACAUUAGUACAUCCAAUAUCAAAUUAGACCACUGA